Myxocyprinus asiaticus (Chinese sucker) is the source of this 1173-nucleotide messenger RNA. RefSeq names its product probable U3 small nucleolar RNA-associated protein 11. The record is from RefSeq and is a predicted model, not a curated record. Lineage: Eukaryota; Metazoa; Chordata; Actinopteri; Cypriniformes; Catostomidae. The transcript is spliced from 8 exons. Gene Ontology annotation, cellular component: small-subunit processome; nucleolus. Bases 111 to 869 code for a protein of 252 amino acids. Gene Ontology annotation, biological process: rRNA processing.
AUCGUACCCACGUGAGUGCAGUACUACACAAGCGUGUGGGGUUUAAAGUCAAUUUUGCUGCCAAAUUUUCCAAAAACCACCAUCGAACUUGAUUUCGUACAUUUACAACCAUGUCUUCUUUUCGAAAAGCCCUGAAGUCCAAACAACGAGACCACAAAGAGCGAUCACAGCUCGGUUUCAGGAAACACUUGGGACUAUUAGAGAAGAAGAAGGACUACAAACUCCGUGCAGAUGACUACCACCGGAAACAAAAGACCCUCACGGCCUUACGGAAGAAGGCCAUGGAGAAAAACCCAGAUGAAUUCCACUUUAAAAUGAUACACAACCAAAUAAAGGAUGGAGUUCACAUAAUUAAACCGAAAGAGGAAGAAAUGACAGAGGAACAGAAGAAAGUGAUGAGGACCCAGGACAUCAGAUAUGUUGAAAUGAAGAGGGUUUCAGAAAUGAAGAAAAUCGAAAGGUUGAAGUCUGAGCUCCACCUUCUUGAUAUUGAUGAAGAAAAGAAAAAUAAACAUGCAUUUUUUGUGGAUUCAAAAAAAGAAGUGGAGGAGUUUGACCUGGCCACACACCUCAACACAGUGCCUGAACUGGUGGACCGAGCAUAUAACAGACCCACAAUGGAAACGCUAGAAAACAAGAGCAUUGUGGGAGUAGUGGAACCAGAGAAGAUAAAGAAACUUACAAAACAGAGAAAAAAUCAGUACGAGGUGCUUUCACAGCGUAUUGACAGAGAAAAGAAGAUGUUUAUCAUUUGUCAAAAGAUCCAGACCAGGAAAGAUCUUCAGGAUAAGGUUAAGAAAGUGAAAGUUCGUAAAGAGACCAGCACUGCUCCUGCCAUCUAUAGAUUUGAGGCCAGGAGGAAAAGAUGAUGGCUUAUGUCUCUAAAUUUAUAUACAGAACAAACUGUCUUUCUGCUUCUCCAUGGAUCUCCAGCCAAAUUCUACAAAGGUCUCAGCUGUUAUCGCUUUGAAUUAGGGUGAAUCUGUGGAUUUCUCAUUUUUAUACAAUAGAGACAAUGCCUUUUUUAAUAAGAUGUUGCCUAGAGGUGUGGAAGUAAGACUAACUGAUAACUAAGCUGCUGGUUAUCCCAAAAGACUCAAAAGGCAGUUUGUACAUAAUUUCUUUGCCAUACAUUUUUUGACAUUCAUAGUUUGAAAUAAAAUGUUGUCUUUA